AAAGAAGUCCCGCAACACGUUCUGCCUCGGAAGGGCGAGAAGUUGAAUGGGUGACGUCUGGGAUUCAUCUUCUCGGACGGUCCUUGCCUUGAAGUAAAGUACCUUGGAGUCUGUACAAAAUCUUCCUAUCCGUUCAUAGCAGUAUACGAGUAGCCUAUAACGCAAGCAACAUAGACAAAGCGCUCUCUCCGCAAAACAGCAAUCCUGCCUCUGAAAGGCUGUUUCGUGGAAGCUCUAUAGUUAUUUUGUAUCCAAAAACAACAAAGAAAGCAAAACAUGCGGCAUCCGCUGCAGGGGACCAAACUGCCAACGUCGUCCGCUGGAGCGAGCAAUGUCAGCUCACUUCAGUCAGCUGCGGCAGCCGUCCUGCUGUACAACACCACACGUCAUGCCGGCGUCCUUGAUGCUACUGCAGCAGCUGCUGCUGGCGACCAAGACAGCAGCAGCGCAGCGCGCGCUUGGAUCCCCGACAUCAUCCGUCGCAUCGCCAGCUUCCUGCUACCCAACGAGGUGGCCUGCAGCCUGCGGCUUAUGAACAGGAACGCAGCAGCCGCGCUCAGCGGUCCGCAGCACACCACCGUUCGGCUGUCGCAGCCCUCCCCGCCGCACGCCUUCGCCCAGCGCUGGGGCUCACCGGGCGCCGUACAGGGCCUCAAUCUCUGUCAGCAAGGGCAGCUGUUGCGCCUAACAGCAUGCAGUGGCGAUGUUGGCAACCUGGCAGUAGCAGUGGAGGCCGUACGGCGGGAGAAUCCAGGAGGGGAAGUGGAGAACUUGUGUGAGGGGGCCCUCGAGGCCACAGCGGAGGCGGGGCACCGGCACAUCUGCGAGUGGCUGCUGACUCAUGGCUGCUGCCGCUGGGCAGCAGACGUUGUGUAUGCGGCCCUCCGGAAGGGUCAAGCGGGCCUUGUCUUGUGGCUGGUGCAGCGCAAGGAAAGGCAUAAGCGUGAUUCUAGACUCGACUAUGAUGACCUAUUGACGGCAGCCGUGUACGGCUGUGACCUUGCAACAGUGCUGCAGCUGCAGGCGAGACUGACGGAGCUUCGAAAGGUGUGGCCGGUCCCGUUGAUGAGCUGGUGCCGGUACGAAAUUGUUAAGAGCGCCGCACGAAGCCCCACUGCUGACUGGCAGGCCAAGUUGGAGUGGUUGCGGGCGAAUUGGCGCCUCCCAAAGACCACCGAUGCUUGUGCGGGUGCUGUGAAGUGCCCCGACGCUGCUGCGCGCCUGACCUGGCUGAGAGACAAUGGCUACCCACUUCUGGGUCCCAGCAGUGGCUACCUAUGGUUGAACCCUAGCGUCGUCAGCGAAGCUGUGUCGUGUCAGUGGGCAAUGUGGAUGCCGUACGGUUCCUGCUGGACGAGGGGGCCGCCAUGGGUUACAGCGAGGCCAUGGAUGCGGCUGCAGCAGGCCACCUGGGGGUGCUGCAGCUGCUGCAUGCGCGGGGGUGCAUCUCGAUGGAGGUGCGCAACAACAACCCAGGCCUCCUGGGGGUCCUCCGCUGUGCCGUAGAAGCACGCCAGCUGCAUGUGGUGCAGUGGGUGGCACAGGUGGCGGGGCUGGGGGUACAUUCGGACGAGCUGCUGGCGAUUGCAAUCCGAAAGGAGGACUAUCGGAUGAUGGCCCUGCUGCAUGAGGCAGGGGCGGCUUGCGAGUUCCAUCAUUUCAUGCAAGCCUAUCAUUUGCAAUUCCCAAGGAUGAUGGAGUGGCUUGCGGAGCACGGCUGCCCCAUGACGGUGCACCCAAUACAGUCCGUGGAUGAUAGCAUGUAUGCGCUGGCGGGUAAGCUCGGGGACACGGCCACACUGCACCUCCUGCGGCGGCUGGGCUGCCCCUGGCAGGGCCCGGACACCUUCACAUGGUGCGUGCGCUCGGGCUGCUGCCUGCCCGUGCUGCAGUGGCUGCGGAAGGAGGGCUGCCCGGUGGACUGGGAGGCGGCGGUGGGGGCGGUGCAGCCGCAGCAGCGCGGCGGGGAGGUGGAAAGGUGGUUGCGUCGGAAGCAGGCCCGGAAGCAGGCCCGGGGGCAGAAGCGACGGCG
Messenger RNA from Astrephomene gubernaculifera, 2032 nucleotides. Lineage: Eukaryota; Viridiplantae; Chlorophyta; Chlorophyceae; Chlamydomonadales; Astrephomenaceae. The record is from the annotation of a GenBank genome assembly.